Messenger RNA from Talaromyces rugulosus, 282 nucleotides. RefSeq lists its product as uncharacterized. Bases 1 to 282 code for a protein of 93 amino acids. The record is from RefSeq and is a predicted model, not a curated record. Lineage: Eukaryota; Fungi; Ascomycota; Eurotiomycetes; Eurotiales; Trichocomaceae. The transcript has a single exon.
AUGUGUUCGCGUUCAGCUACCUACGAUCACAAGCGAACCGACGGGACAAUGACCAGCACCUGGAUCUACACCGUGCCCAAGAACCCGUCGAACCUAGCUCUGACUCGUCAGAAUUUGACUAUGGAUCUGACAUCAGUCGACCUCUUGAUUUCAGAUGACUUGUGUGGUGACAGCUGCACUGAAAGACUAGCGAUCUCUUGGGCAGUCAUUCUACGGUUCAACACUGGCGCCAACAACUUCUCCUGGUACAUUGCCAGAGGUCAAGCAGUCCGACUUGCCUAA